AUGACAACGCUGGCCUUGCUACCCGUCGUCAUACCCGCGGGCUAUGUCCUGUACACGGGCUGGACUGUGUAUCGCACCACCACCUCGGUAUCUGGCACGCUUGUGCCUCGCCAAGCCACAUCCGCCUCAAAGACGUCGCAUCCAGCGGAACCGCACAGCCUCGCCGCCGAAGUUGGAGAGAAUCGGUGCCAGUGGGUUGUGACGUAUGAAAGAGUCGUCUCCGAGCCCUUACCGUUGCCAUGCCUCGACUAUCCACCGAAGGAAUCGCCACUGUCAUCAAAACCUGCAGCUCAGCCUUCAAGGCUGCUACAAGAAGUGUCAAGAAGUAUGCAAAAGGCUUUUCGCUGGACUCCUCAAGCAGCCAUUAUCCGUGGCGCGUUGUCAGAGCCACUGAACAGACGCAGCUUCGACACAGCAUGGAUUGACAAUCUGUGCUUCAAACCAGGCGACGUCGUGAACGGUGUAUACAAGGUGUCUUGUAGCACGACGGACCAGGCGACGGGAUCGGAGCGGGUAGAGCUUCUCAUUGACACCCCCCCGUCUUACAGAGGCCCCAGGGUUCGUGGUCUGAUCCUGGCUGCUAUAGAGCCCGCCUCUCCGUCCAUGAACUCCGAUGACAAGGGACCUGCCGGAGGCAGAAUUGUGAUUGUCAACGAGACGUGGAUGUGGCGGCUUGCAGAUGAAAAACCCACGCUGCUUGAAUCUUCAGUUGGGAGGUGGCUCCAUCGUCUGCUGGCUGGAUGGCUUGUUCUCAAGGGCGUUUCCGGCGCUUGCAGGAAAAGGGAGGAUGUUGUCCAUCUGCCGCCGGUCAUGUUUCGUCUGGCAGGCUGA
This is a messenger RNA of Metarhizium album ARSEF 1941, 831 nucleotides long. RefSeq lists its product as uncharacterized. The coding region runs from base 1 to 831 and encodes 276 amino acids. The transcript has a single exon. The record is from RefSeq and is a predicted model, not a curated record. Lineage: Eukaryota; Fungi; Ascomycota; Sordariomycetes; Hypocreales; Clavicipitaceae.